AUGGCCAACACCAGCACCAACAUCGACAUCAGCACCAUCAUGGACCCACCAACAACAACCACGGAGCAGAAUGCGUCCACCAAUAACCAGCACUCCUCUCUGUCGGCGCAGCCCGAUAAGGGAGGAUAUGACUAUUCGAAUAUCGAUCCUCAACUCCUCGCUAUUUCGGCGCAGCCUGAUAAAGGAGAACAUAAUUACUCGAAUAUCGAUCCUGCGAUCCUUGCCAAUAUAGGAGAAUAUGACCCUUCGAAUGUCGAUCCUGAAAUCCUCACCAUGUUUGACCAGUCCAAUAAAGGAGAAGAGGACGACUCGAAUGUCGAUCCUGAAAUCCUCGCCAUGCUUGAGGAGGCCAACCAAGCCUUCAAGGAAGGCCUGGAGGAACAGGCAGCAUGCGACCUGGAGGCUGACCUGGACUUUGAUGAUGCGCUGGACCGGGAGUUUCAACUGGCCUUCGCAGUCCUGGAUGAAGAAGAGCCUGGUUGGGACGACCCGGUUUGGUCGGAUCGUUCCGGAGCGAAUUCUCGGGCAUCUUUCCGCAGUUUCGACUUCGAACAUCUCCCGGGUGAGUACCGAUAUAACGACGACGACGACGCUCGAUCUGAAGGGUCGAACGGCUCGUUGUACCGCGAGAAGAUCCCUCCGGUCGGCAUGCGUCCAAUCCUGCAACCGAAGUCUCGCGUCAGGGCUACGCCGGCAGAGAAGGCUGCUGCUGCAAUGAUGCCAUUCACUGUUAGCAACCCGGCGGAUGUCCCGAACAUCUCCUUCCCAUCCAACCCCUAUUGGGGUGGAGCUCCAAUUCCCUCGUCUGGCCAACAGACUCUAACGUUUAUGGGCGUGACAACUUCAGUUCCAGUGCUCUCAGACGCCGCCAAUAUGGAGUUAGUCAACAACACCGUGGUCAACAACACCGUGGUCAACAACACUGUGAUUAACAACCCUGUGGCUGUGACCGAUACCGUUCAGGAGUGCUCUACUGAAAAAGAUCGGGCACUGGUGGGACUGGCAAUGCAAGAGCUCAAUACCGCCACACAUAAGCUGAUCGCCGCUGACGUGCACAGCGCUGCUCUGGAGACCAAUAUCAGAAGAUUGGAAGAGGCCCGCAAGGAAUCGGAUCUGAAGAUUGCAGAUUUGGAAACACGGCUUUCAGAGAAGCUGGACUCGGUUACCGGCACUCACAUGGCCGCGACGAAAGAACUACAGAUCUGCCGCAACGCACUCGCCGCAUCGCAGCAGUCCUGCAACGCCAUGAACAAAGAGAACGGCGAACUCAAGCGCCAAGUCUCCGAGAUCGCCAAUGCAGCGAACAGUCUCGACAAAGAGAGCAACGAAAUUCGCUACCAAGUCACCGAACUCGCAAAUAAGGUCUCCUUUGUCAACGGAGAGCUGGACACCCGCACCCGAGAGCGAGAUUUUGCGGUACAAAAGCUCGGGGAGGCCCAGGCGCACAUCGAUGAAGCCGUUGCUGCCAACAACUACCAUCGCCAACAGAUCGCGAUCAUGGAAAACAACGCUGCGGCCAAGGAGAUCGAGGUCAAUACCCUCAUGACGGCCUUGACGAUGGCAGAAACCGAGAAGCAGGAUUUGGCACGCAAAGCCCAAGAAAAAGAGGAAAAUGUGGCGGCCAGGGAGGUCGAGGUCACGACCCUCAUGACAGCCUUGACGAAGGCAGAAUCCGAGAAGCAGGAUUUGGCACGUAAGGCCCAAGAAAAAGAGGACAAGGCCAAAGGCCUAAUAAUACCGAAGGAGGAAAAGGCCGAACUAUCCAAGACUGAGCAACAUUGGAAGGACCAAUACGAUGCAGAAGCUAAGCAUACGGCUGUAUUGGAGAGGAAUAUUCAGGGCUUCGAGCAAGACUAUUACGAUAUGCAAGGACAAUACAAAACCGCCAAUAUCAGAGUCUCCCAACUCACAGAUACGGUUGCCGAGAUGAAGGCCGUGGCACAACACAAGGAAUACGAGAUCUCCGAGCUCACACAUAAAGUCACAAAACUCAGCAAUGACCUCGGAGAGUUGGAAUCAUCCACGAAGACCGAAAGCGUCAACCAUCACGCCAAAGUCGAAAAGUUGAAAAAAGACAUUGGGGUUGCUAUCCGCGAGAAGAACUACAUUGAUGGACUGCUCACUGAAGCCAAUGAUGAAUGCACCUCCCUCAAUAGAGCCAAUAUCCGGCACAAGAAGAAGAUUAAUGAUCUGGAUGAGGCAUUGAGAAAGGAGAAAGCCACGACCUCCAGGCUCCAGGAACAGGUGAAGAAUGAACGCAACAGCUCCGACGACGCGUUGCAUGUUUCACGCAUCGCGGCUGUUCACAGGGCUCAGCGCACUCAUGGAUUUCCUCGCCCUCCACGCGAUGAUAGACACUUGAUCCCAACUCUGGAUGAGCAGUUGGCUGCCUGGAAGGAGGACAAGAGAGAUUCCGAGAAGUUUAUGGAAGAUCAUCGUCGGAUGCUCAAGGAAAAGCCUAUGACGCCCCUGAGACCAAUCACCAAACCCAAAGACUCUUCCACUGAUACAGUUGGGCCAUCAGAGUCUCACAAGAAAGCUCCCAGCGUAUCCGAAGGAUCUUCCACUGCUGGAGUUGGUCCUCAUGAAGAGACUGCUAGCAACUUUGACGACUCUUCCGUUACUGCCGUUGAACCAUCCGUGUCCAGCGACGAGACCGACAGCGAACUCGAAGAUUCUUCCGACACUGAAAAUGAAUCAUACGCCAGCAAAUCCAAGAAGUUAUCCGCUAUCCUCACUCGCCGACCAAAGAAAGAUGUCAAAUAUGUCGAACAACUUUUCUAUGUCGACAAAGAGGUCAUCGUCGACAAGAUUAUCGAACACACUGUUCACCAAGUCCGCAGCCCCAUCUUGGCCUUUUUAUUUGUCUACGUCGACCUGUGGACCAUUUUCUCCCACUCAUACCCCAAUUUCGCGGCAUUCAUAGGCCGCCUCAAUCCUGUCAACAUCGUUCGUCGCCCUUUCGCCGCUUUCGCGCGCGCCUUCCCAAAGUUUACGGGAUUCCUAGGACGCCUCAAUCCCAUCAACAUUGUUGGUUACCUUUCCUCUUUUUUUGCGCACUACUUCCCAAAUUUUGGGUCAUUCAUCCGACGCCUUCCUAUCAACAUCGCUGGCCGCCUUUCCUCUAUUUUCGCGCACUACUUCCCAAGUUUUGCGGCAUUCAUCCAACGCUUCCAUUCUGUCAACACCGCUGGCUGGCUUUCCUCUGGUAUCCUCUCCAACAUCAGUCGCCUUAUCUGCAUUAACACCAAAUCCUCCAAGUCUGCCACCACCAGACUCACGGAUAUCGACAUUGAAUCCCAAACCAAGGAGCCCACCGUUAUAGGCCUCGAAUCCCAAGUCGAGAACAUCACUGAGCCCGACACCCACCCUAAGGUCAUCCACAGACUCCCACCCCUCUGGCCGAACCUCCUCACGGCAAUCCUGCAAAUCCUCACGAUCUACAUUCUCUACCAAAGCUACCUCAUCUACGGCCAGCGCAGCAUCUGGCUCACGGGCAACGAAAUCACCCGCAGCACCGUUUCGCGCUUCUGGGGCCGUGAGCCUGGGUACUUUGGCGUUUCUAUUAGGCCCAGUAAUUGGUACAUACUUAAGAAGAUUUGUUUCUGGAUGAUUCGGGGCACGGGGUACUCUUACGCACUUCCGGGAUAAAGGGGUGGGAUGGCCGGAUGCGUGGGGGGGUUGUUCUUUGUUUUGUGGCACACGCUGGGAAUCGGAUUACUGGGAUAGAUUGUGUUGUGGGAUGUGCCUGCAUAUUGUGCAUGUUGUUACAUGAAUUCAAAUAAAAG
Molecule: messenger RNA, 3788 nt
Organism: Pseudogymnoascus verrucosus
Lineage: Eukaryota; Fungi; Ascomycota; Leotiomycetes; Thelebolales; Thelebolaceae
Exons: 2
Coding region: 1-3651 (1216 amino acids)
Source: RefSeq, a predicted model, not a curated record